Haemonchus placei is the source of this 420-nucleotide messenger RNA. The record is from the annotation of a GenBank genome assembly. NCBI's taxonomy places the organism in Eukaryota, Metazoa, Nematoda, Chromadorea, Rhabditida, Trichostrongylidae.
AUAGUUGAGUAUGGAGAGUUGCCUCGGGACCUUCCUCUUCAAAUGCUGACCACGUAUCCACAAGGAGCCGGAUUCCCGUUCUUUACCUGGGCACAGCUUUUCUUCACCACAGCUGAUCAGGAAAUUGUUGGAUGGUUUAAAGGAAGUGGUGAUGUCGGCAAACCUUCUAUUUAUUCUCAACAAGAUAUUUCAAAAAUGAUGAAACCUCUCCCAUAUGUCACACUAAGCAAAGUUCACGAUUGUUUGGAUAAGAUUUACAAGUUCCUAACGAAGAAUGAUCCUGCAUUCCGAUGCGGCUUAGUAUGGAAAGGUAAAAAUCACCUGGAGAUUUUUGCAAAGGUAAGGGAUCUAUCAUUUAAAACAUCUUUGUUGGGAACCCGAAUUAUGCCUAUUUUUGUACGUUCACGACAAACUAUGUAG